CAGCUCACUGCCGCAGUAAUGCAUGGCCUUGGAGCAAAGCGCGUUUUAACACUCCACCUUGCCCCAUUCUUCUAAUCAUAUCUGCAUACCAAUCACAUUUCUUUCGGGAAAGCAAAACAACUACUAUACCCAUGGCACUCCCCACUUCCACGAAGCUAAUUUGUUAAUCCCUUUCCGCAAGUAUAUAGCUCGCUCACUCUCACUCGGAGCUCGUAACAAAGUCAUCACUCGUCACAUGAGCUUGCUUGAGACUGCGAGCCGCGCACGGUGUUCAUCGGUAAUGGAAGAAGAGCGAGCGCUGUCCCCGGUGUCCGACGCCUCCACCACCUGCAGCAGCUCCGGCGGCGGCUCGGGCCCCGGCUCCCCCGCUGCGUCGUUGGCGUCUCUGGACGACUCCGGCGCCGCCAGCGCGGCGAGCAGCCGGAAGCGGCCGCGCCGGGAGCUGAAGCACCCGGCGUACCGCGGCGUGCGCAUGCGGGCGUGGGGCAAGUGGGUGUCCGAGAUCCGGGAGCCCCGCAAGAAGUCGCGCAUCUGGCUCGGCACCUUCGACACCCCCGAGAUGGCCGCGCGCGCGCACGACGUCGCCGCGCUCGCCAUCAAGGGCCGCGCCGCGCACCUCAACUUCCCGGAGAUGUCCCACGAGCUGCCCCGCGCGGCCUCCGCGGCGCCCGAGGACGUCCGCGCCGCGGCGGCGCUCGCGGCCGCGAUGGAGAGCGUGGCGCCCGCCGCGCCUAGCGAUUCUAGCCACGGCGGCGCCGCCGGCAGUGACGAGGACGAAGAGCCGGCCGCAUCCGCCUCACCCGUCCACGACGCUGGCAAUGCCGGAGGCGAAGAGAAGGCCGCGCCGUCGAUUGAGCAUCCGGUGCAGGCGGAUGGCCUCGUCCUGGAUCUCGCGCUCCUCGAUCUGCCCGACGUUCUGCUCGAGUUCGGGUUCGAGUUAGCGUUGCCGCCAACGUCGACGCCUUGUUGCUAUGAUUUGUCCUGGGACGAGCCGUUGCUGCUGUGGGAGCACUGACGUCAAGAGGGCGGAACUCGGCAAGCAUUCAAUGUGAAGUUAGAUAGAGUUGCCGAUGAUCAGCAUGCUGGAGUAACCGAGCAGUAAUUCGAUCUGUUCCUGCGUCAACUGUGAUGCUAAUUGGUUCGCACAUAUGUAACAACCCAGUAAAUUUCAGUAGUUAACUUGUUCCAGCUCGUGAUCAAGAUUCCAGGGCUUGGCCAUUCAUAGUACUGACAUUUAUGUACAUCUGUUUCCGAAUGCAAAAGAUAUGAAAGGCUUCUCGUUAGAAUUUUA
Panicum hallii is the source of this 1291-nucleotide messenger RNA. RefSeq names its product ethylene-responsive transcription factor ERF043-like. Lineage: Eukaryota; Viridiplantae; Streptophyta; Magnoliopsida; Poales; Poaceae. Gene Ontology annotation, molecular function: DNA binding; DNA-binding transcription factor activity. The transcript has a single exon. Gene Ontology annotation, biological process: regulation of DNA-templated transcription. Bases 236 to 1015 code for a protein of 259 amino acids. The record is from RefSeq and is a predicted model, not a curated record.